Messenger RNA from Cucumis melo (muskmelon), 1184 nucleotides. Its product is annotated as E3 ubiquitin-protein ligase RMA3. Gene Ontology annotation, cellular component: endoplasmic reticulum. Gene Ontology annotation, biological process: ubiquitin-dependent protein catabolic process. The record is from RefSeq and is a predicted model, not a curated record. Bases 258 to 1040 code for a protein of 260 amino acids. NCBI's taxonomy places the organism in Eukaryota, Viridiplantae, Streptophyta, Magnoliopsida, Cucurbitales, Cucurbitaceae. The transcript has 2 exons. Gene Ontology annotation, molecular function: metal ion binding; ubiquitin-like protein conjugating enzyme binding; ubiquitin protein ligase activity.
CUGGAUAAAGUUAAACCGGACGCGCCGACACGGUCGUAAAAACUUGUAUACAACGACGCACUUCCAUGUUUCGUGAAAUAUACGCGCAAAUUCCCUCCUUUCUAUAUAAUUCCUUUUUCUCCCUUCCUUACUUUCUCUAUCUCUCUACAAUUGUUCUUUCUCAAGGUCUCUCCGUCAAAAUUUUCUUCCUUUGAUUUCUGUCGGAAUUGCCGUACCAACCUUUCAGAUUCUUAUUUAACGAACGCAUCACUCUUUCCAUGGAACAAAACUACUCUGUACCUGAGGCAUACUUAGAGUCUGAACAAGAUGUCUCUCUCAAGCAAAACUGGAAAUCUAUCUCAACUGAGUCAACAAUCUCAGAAGACGCAAAUGGUUGCUUCGAUUGCAACAUUUGCUUAGACUCAGCAGCUGACCCUGUUGUCACCCUCUGUGGUCACCUCUACUGCUGGCCGUGCAUUUACAAAUGGCUUCAUGUUCAAAUCUCCAGCAACGAACCUGAGAACACCCAGAACUGCCCUGUUUGUAAGGCUAGCAUUACUCCCUCCUCGUUGGUUCCCCUCUAUGGGCGUGGCACGUCAAACUCAGAUUCUGAAUCCAAGAAAUCUCACUUGGGUAUGGCUGUACCUCGAAGACCACCACCAUCAAUGAACACACCACCCCCUUCCAAUUCAUCCUCGGCAUCGUAUCCUAGCCAGGAGCUUCAUUCAAAUUAUAUCCGCUCACCCUCACACCCGAUCUAUCACCAACAAUAUUUCCCCCAGGCCUACGGCAACUUUGCCUCAUACGCACCAUCUUAUCUUGGUAAUGCCGUGAUAACGAGUCUGCUAAACCCAACGAUUGGGAUGUUUGGAGAAACAGUUUUCACUAGAAUAUUUGGUAGCGUGGAUGGGAACUUAUUGCCCUACCCGCCAUACAACAACUCAAUCUCAGGAAAUGCCAGUACGAGAAUGAGAAGACAGGAAAUGCAGCUUGAUAAAUCUCUUAAUAGAGUUUCCAUCUUUCUAUUUUGCUGCUUUAUUAUAUGUCUUCUGUUAUUUUGAAAUUGGGAAUAGAUGUUAUGUGGAGAAGCAUAUGAUGAUAUACAUACAGAUAAGCAGCUAGAAUUUUGGUAGAUGACUUUACACCGUGAGAAGUCAUCUAAUAUGUACAGAAGGUUAAAGCUAAUGUCACAUAUUGUUUUGUAA